AUGAUUCCAGAAGAAGGAAUCUUAGAAGAAAUAUCAGAUUUACGCCAAAAAUGUUCAAAGUUGAAUGCAGAAAUAAACGAUUUAAAACUCAAACAUGAACAGAAAGUUGAUAAAAUUUCACAUUUAAAGGAAAUGAAUUCUAAAAUCAAAGGUCUUAUUGCUGAAAUGGAUGAAGAACUUAAAUUAUCCAAGUCUGACGAUGAAGCAUCACUUAGAGAGCAAAUAAACCAAUUAGAACAAGCAAUAAUUAAAACUCAAAAUGAACAAAAGCAUUUUAUACUCGAAACAAAUCGAUUGAAAGAAGUUGAGAAGUUACGAUCAGCAUCACGUGCUCGGCAAAUGCUAUAUACUGACAUGUCAGCACAAAUAAAUAAUAACGGAAAUAUCCCUAUUUCAUCAUUAAUUCUACUACGUCAUGACUUAGAAAAGGAAUUACAAGAACUUAUUUCAAAGGAUGCGCCUACUUAUGUAAUUAACAGAAAGAAAGCUCAAAUUGUUCAUUUACUAGACGUUACAAUCUAA
Molecule: messenger RNA, 522 nt
Organism: Trichomonas vaginalis G3
Lineage: Eukaryota; Parabasalia; Trichomonadida; Trichomonadidae
Exons: 1
Coding region: 1-522 (173 amino acids)
Source: RefSeq, a predicted model, not a curated record